Molecule: messenger RNA, 1050 nt
Organism: Pichia kudriavzevii
Lineage: Eukaryota; Fungi; Ascomycota; Pichiomycetes; Pichiales; Pichiaceae
Exons: 1
Coding region: 1-1050 (349 amino acids)
Source: RefSeq, a predicted model, not a curated record
AUGCAAAAGUUCUAUACUUCACAGAAGACAAUCCGUGGUGCCUUGGAUCUCCUGGGGGAGAAGAAAAUCAAGGGAUUUAGGUUCCUCUAUGACGACGAAACCUAUAAUCAAAUUCUCCAAAAACUAGGGCUGGAAGAAGUAUAUGGGAAAAACAAGGUUAAUAUUAUUGACUACAACGCCCGCAUUUCCCCGCUGACCUACUAUUUAAAUACCAAGCUAAAGCCAAUACAUCAUUUGAUAUAUCCCGAUGGACAGUCGUCGCAAAAGUUUUGGGAGAGGAUCCAAAAGACAGAGACAGAGAUGGCCAACUUCCACGUUUUGAAAAAUUCGGUUUCGUCUACAGUCAAGGCAAACCUGCUAACCAAGCCGCUCGAGCAGAAGCUAAUAGAGCCAAGAUUCACUGAAGAGCCCGUCAACGACUCUCUUCUAUUUGUAGGUGAUUUCAUGUCGACUACACAGGCAAGCGCAUUGCGAACAUGUAUCUAUUACAAUGAAGUCAGAACCUCCAUUUUCAGAUACGGUGGUGUGAAGUUUCUAGCCUGGACCACGCCUAUGGAAGUGUUGAAAUAUCUAGGUCCUCUCGGUUCACUGCAUAGAAGAACAAACUCAAUGAUGGCCAACCUUUAUUCUGAUAUAAGAGUCAUUGCAUGUUCCGAACAACUGAAAAAUGCAAAAGCACAAAGACUCUUGGGUGGCAUGGAUUACGUGCCCUUGCCGUACAACGACUACGAAGGAGAGGUAUGUUUGGUUGAGUUGCAAUCCAACCACAGAAAAUACAAAAUCGACCAUCAGGACGAAUUGCACCUCAUAAUCCACAAACUAUUUUGCACUCCUGGUGCAUUAAUCAGGGAAAAACUGCAUGUUCUUGGUCCUGGUGCCGAAGACUACUUUGUAGACAUCAUACCAGAGGAAGUACUGAACAAGAAGGUCAGCAUGGUCACUAACGAAGAAUGGGUGGCGCUGUCCAAUGACUAUUACUACUGGCCGUUCAAGCCAGAUACCAGGCUUGAAACAUACGCUACUGCCGACUCUUACUUUGAUGAUGUGUAA